This is a messenger RNA of Cooperia oncophora, 612 nucleotides long. The record is from the annotation of a GenBank genome assembly. NCBI's taxonomy places the organism in Eukaryota, Metazoa, Nematoda, Chromadorea, Rhabditida, Trichostrongylidae.
AUGAAUCACUCUGGUUUCCGGGAUCUACAGGCGAACAACCUUGUCGACUCUGUCAUUCCUGUCACGACAAUGAUUUUCUCGGUACUUGGCCUGGUCAUCAACUCAAUAUUUAUAUAUUUGACAAUAAAAGGGAUUAGAGACAAGGUUUUACCGUUGAAGGUGCCUAGCACGCUCCGUCCGCAGUUAGAUACGAAAGAAUUGAACACUGGAGGAAAAACGGAGGCCCUAUUUGGGCAAAUUCACUUCCCCUUUAAACUGCAUGCAAUAUGCCAGACGGCCUAUUCGUUGUUGUUGAACAGAUCGUUCACUGAUGUUCUUACCUCAGUUCUGACGCUGAUCUUCGUCUCACUUCAUCGGUACGAUCAAAUCCCCGAUCCAAAACUUUAUCCCGAUAAAUACCAAAAUAUGACACUGGAGGAGUUGGACUAUCUGAUACCUCAUGGCCGGACCAUGUUCACCAUGCUGCUCACCCUGAACUUCUGGGCAUCGGCAGGAUGUUAUUCUGUCUUGGCCCUGUUCAUGUUUCUCGCCGUUCGUCAUCCAAUCAUCUACCGUGUAAAGAUCACCUCGAAGCGAACCAGUAAGUAUACAUUACCUACCUAUCUUCUAUGA